Molecule: messenger RNA, 1630 nt
Organism: Rhagoletis pomonella (apple maggot)
Lineage: Eukaryota; Metazoa; Arthropoda; Insecta; Diptera; Tephritidae
Product: tRNA (guanine(37)-N1)-methyltransferase-like
Exons: 2
Coding region: 110-1555 (481 amino acids)
Biological process (GO): mitochondrial tRNA methylation; tRNA N1-guanine methylation
Cellular component (GO): cytoplasm; mitochondrial matrix
Source: RefSeq, a predicted model, not a curated record
UUUUUGUAGUAGAAAAAGCAUUUAAUUUAUAAAUUAAAUUAACUAAAAUUUUUAUGUAAAACAAUAACGCGUACUUUAUCUUGUUGAAUAUAUGAGUAACAUUCAAUAAAUGGUUUUGCUGCGUCGUCUCACUUUGGUUCAAGAUUUAUUGCAGCAACUUAGAAGACAGCGCCACUACUGGAAAAAUAUGGGAUGCUCUCUUUUGGAACCCCCUGCGUCUGUUCGUGGUAUGCUCGAACUGAAUCGUGAUUCGUUUAAAAAACGUGUGGAACUACCACGUUUGCGAGUACCAGGGACGGAUUCAAAUAAAGUAUUGCCAUUGUUGAAAAAGCUGCUUUUGAAAAUGGAGAAGCUACGUCCGGUACGUGUAGUCCCCAGUGUGGGCGUUGGAGGAGAAUCGUCCUCCAUGCGUGAGAUACUACUUCAUCCAUCAGCAGUUAAGUCAUGGGAUUGUUUACCCACUGCUGAGCUAAUGAAAUUCAAAGUCGGAGCUAAUAAUUUCUACUAUGAUGAAUUAGAACUAGGCUACGAUAAUUGGCGCGCAGAUGAGAUAUUCAAAAGCGUUUUGCCAACCGAUGAGGAAGGUGUCACCUCGUAUUCUCGCAUAGGACAUAUUGUGCACUUAAACUUAAGAGAUCAUUUGCUGCCUUACAAAAAACUGGUUGGUGAGGUUUUGCUAGACAAAGUGCCUGGCUGCCGCACAGUGGUUAAUAAGGCGGCAACAAUUGACAAUACCUACCGAAACUUUCAGUUGGAACUUAUUUGUGGUGAACCUGAAUAUCAGGUAGAGACCAAAGAGAAUGGAGUGGUGUUUGAAUUUGAUUUCUCCCGCGUGUACUGGAACCCUCGCUUAUCUACGGAACAUGAGAGAAUUACAAAAAUGCUUAACGCGAACGAUGUUCUGUACGAUGUCUUCGCUGGUGUUGGGCCAUUUAGUGUGCCAGCAGCGCGUAAAAAAUGUUGGGUUCUUGCAAAUGACUUAAAUCCAGAGAGUUAUAAAUGGCUGCAACACAAUGCCAAGCGCAACAAAUGUUUAACUCAUAUGAAAACAUUCAAUAAAGAUGGGCGGCAAUUUUUACUGGAUGAUGUUAAAGUGGAUUUACUUGAACGCUGGAAAAAUUCGACAGCUGAUAAGCUAAUGACGAAUCAAAUACACAUUACUAUGAAUCUACCGGCUAUGGCGGUAGAAUUUCUGGAUGUCUUUCGUGGUUUUUUAAACGAAAACGAGCAAACGAAUUUUCCUGCUAAUGAACUGAGCUACCCUACUGUGCAUGUUUACUCUUUCGCAAAGGGCGAAGAUACGAAGACGCUAGUGCGCAAUAUGGUGGAGAAGAAUUUGGGUUUGCCGUUGAAAGACAAUUUAGAGGGCAUAUAUUUUGUACGGAAUGUUGCACCAAAUAAGGAUAUGUAUCGAGUUGCAUUUCGUUUAACGAAAGAAAUUUUGAUAACACCUUUUGUGAAGAAUCCUAUUGAGCCUGCGGCGGAAACCCCAACAGCGAAAAAAAGGAGCGCAUCUGAGGCACACGAGGAAGAACCACUUGUUGCAAAUAAAUAAAUAGUUAUGGGACGUAAAUCGAAAACAGCAGCUGGUAAAAAGGGUGCCGCAUCUGCUAAGGGUGCUAUCAACAAG